AUGAGCCUCAAUUGCUCCUUGUGGCAGGACAACAGCAUGGCCGUCAAACGCUUUGCAUUUGCCAAAUUUUCUGAGGUCACUGAACAGUGUUUCCUUCUAUUUACCCUCAUCCUACUCAUGUUCUUAACAUCACUGAUGGGCAAUGCUCUCAUAGCUCUUACUAUCUGGACCAACCCAGUCCUCCACACCCCCAUGUACUUCUUCCUGGCCAACUUGUCCCUCCUGGAGAUUGGCUACACUUGCUCCAUCAUACCCAAGAUGCUACAGAGUCUUGUGAGUGAGGCCCGAGGAAUCUCUCGGGAGGGUUGUGCCACACAGAUGUUUUUCUUUUCAUUUUUUGGUAUCAGUGAGUGCUGCCUUUUGGCAGCCAUGGCUUUUGACCGCUAUAUGGCCAUCUGUUCCCCACUCCACUAUGCAACACGAAUGAGUCGAGGUGUGUGCGUACAUUUGUCAAUGGUUUCUUGGGGAGUGGGGUGCAUGGUAGGCUUGGGCCAGACCAAUUACAUUUUCUCCUUGGACUUCUGUGGCCCCUGUGAAAUAGACCACUUUUUCUGUGACCUCCCACCCAUCUUGGCACUCGCCUGUGGGGAUACAUCCCAUAAUGAGGCUGCGGUUUUUGUUGUGGCAAUUCUUUGCAUUUCCAGCCCAUUUUUACUGAUCAUUGCAUCCUAUGGCAGGAUUCUAGCUGUGGUGCUGCUCAUGCCCUCACCUGAAGGCCGCCAUAAGGCUCUUUCCACCUGUUCUUCUCACCUGCUCGUAGUAACACUCUUCUAUGGCUCAGCUUCUGUCACCUAUUUGCGGCCCAAGGCUAGCCAUUCACCAGGAACAGACAAACUUUUAGCCCUUUUCUAUACAGUGGUGACAUCCAUGCUGAACCCCAUCAUCUAUAGUUUACGGAACAAGGAAGUCAAGGCAGCUGUCUGGAGGACCCUACAUUUUCUCCCUUUUAAGGAAUGCCUUUAG
Molecule: messenger RNA, 963 nt
Organism: Galeopterus variegatus (Sunda flying lemur)
Lineage: Eukaryota; Metazoa; Chordata; Mammalia; Dermoptera; Cynocephalidae
Product: olfactory receptor 10C1-like
Exons: 1
Coding region: 1-963 (320 amino acids)
Biological process (GO): G protein-coupled receptor signaling pathway
Cellular component (GO): membrane
Molecular function (GO): G protein-coupled receptor activity; olfactory receptor activity
Source: RefSeq, a predicted model, not a curated record